Messenger RNA from Suillus discolor, 1437 nucleotides. RefSeq lists its product as uncharacterized. Bases 132 to 1328 code for a protein of 398 amino acids. NCBI's taxonomy places the organism in Eukaryota, Fungi, Basidiomycota, Agaricomycetes, Boletales, Suillaceae. The record is from RefSeq and is a predicted model, not a curated record. The transcript has 6 exons.
AGUACCUGGUUAGACUAAAUUUGUAUUUUUGUUUUCAUCUCUUCUGUCUUAGCCUGCCCCUGGUACCGCCUCGAGUCUCCGUCGCUGCCACCUCGGAAACCUUAGUGCAAAUUGCAUUAGCAACUAUCAGAAUGCAUAACGAGAUCAUAGAACUCACCGACUCUGAUUCUGAUUCUAAUGCUCGCCCAGUGAAACAGGAGUCAGACAAAACAUCGCACCUCAAUCGGAAGGUAACCGCCCUCAAGGCAAGCCUGACAUCCAAGACCAACCUCGUCGCGGAACAGGGCAAGGAGUUAACUAAACUCCGCAAGGAAAAUAAGCAGCUUAAGAACGACCAAGACCUUCGGACCGCUGAGAUCGCAGGGCUUCAAGAUGAGUUGAAGAACAUCCUGCGUCAACUGGAUGACCAAACAGUUAAAAAUCACAAUUUCAACAUGAUUAAGCUCAAGAACUUGAAGUCGAAUGCUGUACUAUCAAAUGGGACUGUCGUCGAAGCUACAUGGCAUCACGAUGUUGAUCAAGACAUGUCCGACAGCUUCGCAUCCACAGCGCCCUCGCAGCCCUCAAACUCAAUCACCUUUAGAUCGAGUCCGAUCGUGAAACCAGAGCCUGUCCGAGUCGAUACAACAAUUAAAGUCGUUAUCAAGUCGGAAAAUGAACCCGAUCUGAUCGAACAGGUUCCGUUCGUCAAGGGUGAAGAUGGCAAAUUUGAUGUCUGGAAUCUUGAGCACCUUGGUCUCGGACCUCCAGUUGUGGUCGAAGAGCGGUUCCGCGUCGGAUUUCCGCGCACCGUGAUCAGCAACGCUCUUGGCGGAUGUCCCCAAACCAUGUCGAACAACUGGCAAGGUCGUACAAAAACGGAUAAAUUCCCAUACUUGGCCAUGAAUCGUUUCUACAAUCCACACCUCCCACUCGUUCCGGGCGGUCAUGGUGUCGUGUUUUGUGAGGUAAAGUAUUUCAAAGACGGCUCGCUCAUUGAAGGGCCAAUCGACCUCAUCGCUCCUGACAAGCCAAAUCAAUGGAUAUACCUUGGUUCGUAUGAGACCUUCCGGUGGGGUGAAAUUUCACCCAACCAACUUGACCUACUCCAACCUCUGGUCAUUCAACAUUGGGUGUCUGGAGCCCUAGCGACCGCAUGGGGAAGGAGCUGGGUCGAAAGAACGAAUGCCGAACUUGUAGAAAAGGGGGGUGAAAUUCGCCUCAUCGAGUUUACGGAAGAUGGCCUUCGGGAGGCACUCAAUGAUGUUCUUGCAUUACCAGGCGCAUCCAAAAUCGCAGAAACCGCAGAAACCGCAGAAAAGGAAGAAGAAAUCGAGCUCGAGAGUUAAGAAACCCUCCGCCAAAAGGGUGAAAGGAAGCGAGCGCCAGAAGGAGGUGCCAUCUGAAAGUGACGGUGACGACGAAUUGCAACCUACCCCGCCUGGUAGUGACAAAGAU